Nerophis lumbriciformis (worm pipefish) is the source of this 1137-nucleotide messenger RNA. The record is from RefSeq and is a predicted model, not a curated record. NCBI's taxonomy places the organism in Eukaryota, Metazoa, Chordata, Actinopteri, Syngnathiformes, Syngnathidae.
AUGUUCAGGACCAAACGAUCGGGGCUCGUCCGGCGACUGUGGCGAAGCCGCGCGCCCGUGGAGGGCGACGGGGAGGCGGACGGAGGGACGCAUGGCCCCGGGGGCUGCUGCAUGGGCAAAGCGGCCAAGGUGGCGGCCAAGUCCCACGGCGGGUCGGAGGCCGAAUUAAAGGCGCUCACCCACUCCGUGUUCAAGAAGAUUAAAGAGAAACAAUUGGAGGUGCUUUUGCAAGCGGUCGAGUCCAAGGGGGGCGCCCGCAGCCCCUGCUUGCUGCUGCCGGGCAAAGUGGACGCCAAAGUGGGUCAAGUGUCUUACUCCCUCCCCAUGCUGCUCUACAAGGUGUUCAGGUGGCCCGACCUCAGGCAUUCCUCGGAGCUCAAGAGGCUGUCGUGCUGUGAAUCCUACGGGAAAGGCAACCCGGAGCUCGUCUGCUGCAACCCGCACCACAUGAGCCGCCUAUGUGAACUCGAGUCUCCCCCUCCUCCAUAUUCCCGCUAUCCCAUGGAUUAUCUUAAACCACCAGCAGAUUCUCCGGACUCAGGACCCUCAUCCAGUGAGACUGGGGGAACAACCUACUCGGCCCCUGUGGGGCUUUCAGAUUCCCUGGCCAUGCAGGAGUCGGGGGAACGGUCCCACUGGUGCGUGGUGGCCUACUGGGAGGAGAAGACCCGUGUGGGGCGCCUCUACUCGGUCCAGGAGUCCUCUCUGGACAUCUUCUACGAUCUACCUCAGGGCAACGGCUUCUGCCUAGGCCAGCUCUGCUCGGACAACAAGUCGCAUCUGGUGCAGAUGGUGCGCGCCAAGAUCGGCUACGGCAUCCAGCUAACACGCGAGCCCGACGGCGUGUGGGUGUACAACAGGAGCUGCUACCCCAUCUUCAUCAAGUCGGCCACACUGGACAACCCGGACUCGCGUACGCUGCUGGUGCACAAAGUGUUCCCCGGGUUUUCCAUCAAGGCUUUCGACUACGACAAGGCCAGCAGCCUGCGGAGACCCAACGACCACGAGUUCACGCAGCAGCCGCGCACGGGAUUCACGGUGCAGAUCAGCUUCGUGAAGGGUUGGGGACAAUGCUACACCAGACAGUUCAUCAGCAGCUGCCCCUGCUGGCUGGAGGUCAUCUUCAACACGCGAUAG